CUGGAUAGAUCGACCCGUGAGAUUGAGCUGGGCCUGGAGUACGGCAUCCCCACCAUGAACCUCGCUGGCCAGAGCCUGAAGUUUGAAAAUGGCCAGUGGGUGGCAGAAUCAGGAAGCUUCACGGGGGAUCGCAGGGAAAUGCAGCGCUUGCGCAAACGGAACCAGCAACUAGAGGAAGAAAAUAACCUCCUUCGCCUGAAAGUGGAUAUUCUGCUGGACAUGCUCUCUGAGACCACAGCUGAGUCCCAUCUGAUGGAGAAGGAGCUGGAGGAACUGAAGAACUGCAGCCGGCGGAGGAAGUGA
Messenger RNA from Antrostomus carolinensis (chuck-will's-widow), 303 nucleotides. It is a transcript of the gene CBY1, whose product is annotated as chibby 1, beta catenin antagonist. Gene Ontology annotation, biological process: negative regulation of Wnt signaling pathway. The transcript is spliced from 3 exons. The record is from RefSeq and is a predicted model, not a curated record. Lineage: Eukaryota; Metazoa; Chordata; Aves; Caprimulgiformes; Caprimulgidae. Gene Ontology annotation, cellular component: nucleus. The annotation marks the transcript as partial.